Molecule: messenger RNA, 1089 nt
Organism: Dendroctonus ponderosae (mountain pine beetle)
Lineage: Eukaryota; Metazoa; Arthropoda; Insecta; Coleoptera; Curculionidae
Gene: mRpL16
Product: 39S ribosomal protein L16, mitochondrial
Exons: 5
Coding region: 309-1049 (246 amino acids)
Biological process (GO): mitochondrial translation
Cellular component (GO): mitochondrial large ribosomal subunit; ribosome
Molecular function (GO): rRNA binding; structural constituent of ribosome
Source: RefSeq, a predicted model, not a curated record
CUACUUGUCUGUAUCUAUAUGACUUCAAUUUGAAUGUUGCCAGGAUGCACUAAGUUGCUGAAUUUUCUUGCCUUGGUUUUGCUAUUUCCAUGUUAGAAAAAAUAUCAGAAACGAAACCACCUUCAUUCCAUAAUUUGAGAAAGGAGGAGCUGCUGAGAAGGCAGCUCGUUCCCUUGCACUAGUGUAUUUUGUACCAUUUUAUCUUAAACUCUUUGCCAACAUGCUAACGGCAACGUCGAAAACCGCUGGUUAUUUCGGCUACUUGUCUUCAUCUAUGGUUUCGGCAUAACCUAACAUUUCUCCCUAACAUGUCCCUAACCUACAAACUCCUCAAAAUGAACUGCAUAAAAGUAUUUAAUUUUAGAGCGCCAGCUGUAUCCUUAGUGCAAAAAUGCGGCUUUAAAAACUUCAGAGCGCCACCCACCUAUGAUGACAUUGAAAUGCCUGAGAAACCCAAACUGAGAUUUAUUGACAAAAUCCCAAAUUUACCACCUAAUAUCAGACCACCAAAAAUGCAGAAACGAUUGAGAUACAUGAGGGGACCAGAAGAGACUCAUAAUUUUCUGCAACAUAAGCAAUUUGGAAUUAUUGCUACGGGGGGUGGAAGACUGAAAUGGGCCCACUUUGAAAUGAUGCGCCUUACAAUUGGUAGGCAGCUUGAUACUAGCCGGAUGUUUGCCCUGUGGAGGGUGGAUUCCCCCUGGCAGCCAGUGACAAAAAGGGGCCAAGGAAUGCGUUUGGGUGGUGGCAAAGGAGCAAUCGAUCAUUACGUAACGCCAAUUAAAGCAGGUCGCGUGAUACUGGAACUGGGUGGAAAAUGCGAAUUCCGAGAAGUCGAGGGAUUCUUAACAGACGUUGCAAACAAAUUGCCUUUUAAAGCUAUCGCAGUGUCUCAGAAAAUGUUGACCGAGAUGCAAAGGAAAGAAAAAUGGGAGGAAGAGAAUAAUCAAAAUCGAUACACAAUGAAAUAUUUAAUACAGAAUAAUAUGAAUGGGUGUCACCAGUGGCUCUCGCCCUUCGAUUUCAGGAACUUCUGUAAAUACGUAUAGAGCAUUAUAUUAACUUUUUAAUAAACAACUACCUACAGCA